AUGCGAACUUUUGCUUUCAUUCCUGAUCAAGAAACAUUAAAGAAUGAAACAAAAGGUUCACCUUUUACAAGACCUAGUUGCCAGAUUUCUGCAGAUGGAAAUGCUGUAACCAUCGAAGAUUCAACAACUGGUGAAAAAUUUGCAAUUACAAGAAAUUUCGAUCAAGUUUUCGAUCAUUUUCAAGAUAUACUUAUGGAAUGUCCAGAAAAAGAAACUAACAGAUUAAUAAGUUUAUGCUCAUCAAAUUCUAAAUUCACUCCAGAGCAAAUUCUCGAAACAUGCAUACAAUUCGCAAGAUAUUACAUUCCUCCAGAAGGUGAAAAAGAAUUUUUAAUUUCAUCCGGUUUAGUUUUCGAUAAAAACGUUAUUGAUUACUUCGCUCUUGAUAAUUCCAAAGUAAAAGAGUUUGAAUCGAUUCCAAUAUAUCAUAUUUCAGAAGCUGUUGACUUGAUUUCUACAGCUCUUGAAGAUAGAAAAUCUUUUGAGAAUUCAUUAUUCGUUUUUAGAAUAGAAUGUCAAGAAUUCUUCUUCGAAUGGGUUAUUAUCCCAAAUGUUGAUCAGAAGAACUCAGAUUUUGUCUUAGACUUACCAUCAAAUCAGAAAAUAGUAUUUUAUCUUCGUAAGAUAGCUUCAAUCAUGCAAAAUUCAUUUGAUCACUUCAGACGAGAAUCUUCAUGCUUCAGACUAAUUGCUGAUACAUUUGUUGAUAUAAAUACAACAUGGGUUGCUCAUCUCAAUCCAUAUGCUAAACUAGCAUCCAAUGCCGCCAUAUUUAAUGUACUCAACGCCUCUACAGAACCUCUCAAGAACAAAUUUACAUGCCAACGCAGCGAACUUUUUGCUCAGCAUAAAGAAAACUUUGAUCUGAAUGACGAUGACUCAUACGCAGCCGAGAGGGAGUAUAAACAACAAUUAGAAGACCUUGGAGCUGAAGAAGUUCAGUUUGAUGACGAUAAUGAUUUAUCAAAUCAGACAUCUCCUACAAAACUCUCCGCAAGCAACCAAAACAUGAGAGGAAGUUCCAUUGUUGUCCCUUACGGCGAAUAUACGAACAAUGGCGAAGAGGAAGAAGAAGAUUCUGAAGAAAUGGAAAGAAUGCAGCGUCUCAAAGAACUUCGAGAAAGCCACAUGAACAAGAACAAAGACAAGAAGUCACGUGUUCAAAGGAGAGGAGAAGUCAACCACUCUAUGGCUGAGUCGUCAUCAGUUUACUCAAGGAUGAGCCAACGCUCAAAAUUGGCAGCAAAACUUGCCCAAAUCAGAGCACGAAAUAUGAAUAUCGACGAAGAAGAGGAAGAAGAGGAAGAAGACACAAAUUUAGAAGAUGAAAAGGACAAUAAGAAUAAGAAGAAAGAAUUGACCCCUCUUCAAUUGCGUCAGAAGAGAUUGGAGAAGCAAAGACUCCUGAUAUUUAGAUGUCAAAAAGCUCUUAACGAUGAAAAUUCUACAACAGAAAAACUUUCUUCUCUCAAUGAUGAACUUCAGGCCGAAUUAGAACAUUGCAGAGAAUUUAGAUCAACUAUCAAAGAUGAAAUUUCAAGAGUUCGAAAAGAACUGCAGCAAAAACAAAAGAAAGCUUCAGAACAGAGAAAAAUUGCCGAAAAAUACCAACAAUUAUAUUUGGAAACUCAUAAUGACAGAAUUCAACAAAAGUAUCAGAAUACUCGCCCUCAUUAUAAACCUGCAACUGUUGAUAAGAAUCCAGAGUAUGCCAGAACAAUCGCUCUUCUCCAGGCAGAAGUUAAGAAAUUGGAGAAAGAAGUUAAUGAACUUCAAUCACAUGUUGGAAAUUAA
This is a messenger RNA of Trichomonas vaginalis G3, 1794 nucleotides long. RefSeq lists its product as uncharacterized. Lineage: Eukaryota; Parabasalia; Trichomonadida; Trichomonadidae. Bases 1 to 1794 code for a protein of 597 amino acids. The transcript has a single exon. The record is from RefSeq and is a predicted model, not a curated record.